CCCUCUCGUUACCAAAAUUUGCACCGGGCCACACCAACACACUGGACCCUCCGAGCUAAAAAUCUUCGCCCUAACUGAUAUAUCGCCCGGUCCUCAGCCAUAACAUUUUGCCUGUUCUUCACCGGGAGAGGCUAAGAGAUAGAAAGAAAAGGGUUCGACGACGCACACCCUUAGCAAACACACUCCAAGAGUCACCGCAUCUUGCACAUCGAAACAAUGGCAUAUCAAGGUCCUCCGCCAGGGGGCUUCCAACCGGAACGGCACGACCUUCAGGACUAUCCACCAGUAGUUCAGGACGACAUAGCGGAUCACGAACGAGUCCCGUUGACGGGUGGAAUGCAAGAAGGUCCAUUCCUUGGCCCGUUUGACGAAUCUUCCUCGCGAGAAUCUACACCCGACGGAUUCCGCCACAGAAAGGACCUUUCUGGGCCCUAUUAUUCUGAACUGCAGUCUCCAAACCCUUCCACUCCCUCGCUCACAGUCCUGUCGGCCUCGGGCGCCGCUAGGCCCGCUAGUGUGGUUUCUAUGGAUGAGUGGAGGAGACGACAGGCUCCCCAGGGGCUCAGGAGAUAUGCUACGAGGAAGGUGAAGUUGCAGCAUGGGCAGGUGCUCUCUAUCGACUAUCCUGUGCCCUCAGCUGUGCAGAACGCAAUACAGGCGAAAUACAAAUCUACGGAUGCUGAUGCCGCCGCUAAUGAAUUUACUCACAUGAGAUACACUGCGGCAACAUGUGAUCCUGAUGACUAUACGCUCAAGAAUGGAUACGAUCUGAGACCACGGAUGUAUAAUCGACACACAGAGCUACUGAUAGCCAUCACUUACUACAACGAAGACAAAGUGCUCACGGCAAGAACUCUUCACGGGGUGAUGCAAAAUGUCCGUGACAUUGUUAACCUGAAAAAAUCGGAGUUCUGGUGGAAGGGGGGGCCGGCUUGGCAGAAAAUUGUUGUCUGCUUGGUUUUCGACGGUAUCGAUCCCUGCGACAAGAACACCCUCGAUGUAUUGGCCACUGUGGGCGUGUUUCAGGAUGGUGUUAUGAAGAAGGAUGUUGAUGGCAAAGAGACCACGGCUCAUAUCUUUGAAUACACCACCCAGCUGUCGGUGACUUCUCACCAGCACCUUGUCAGGCCUACCGACGAUGCGGAUAGCUCCGCUUUUCCACCGGUACAGGUAAUGUUCUGUCUUAAGCAACGGAAUUCUAAAAAGAUCAACUCCCAUCGAUGGCUGUUUAAUGCGUUCGGAAGGAUUCUGAAUCCGGAAGUUUGCGUGCUUAUUGACGCCGGUACUAAGCCUGGUCCCAAGAGUAUCCUUGCUCUUUGGGAAGCCUUCUACAACGACAAUAGCCUCGGUGGCGCCUGCGGUGAGAUCCACGCCAUGUUGGGUAAGGGGGGGCGAAACCUCCUCAACCCCCUUGUUGCGGCACAGAAUUUUGAGUACAAGAUUUCAAACAUUCUGGACAAGCCGUUGGAGUCGGCGUUUGGUUAUGUCAGUGUGCUCCCCGGCGCUUUCUCGGCCUACCGGUUCCGUGCCAUCAUGGGCCGUCCGUUGGAGCAGUACUUUCACGGCGAUCACACGCUUUCUUCUCGGUUCGGGAAAAAGGGUAUUGAUGGGAUGAAUAUUUUCAAGAAGAACAUGUUCUUGGCUGAGGACCGUAUCCUUUGUUUCGAGCUUGUUGCUAAGGCGGGUUCCAAGUGGCAUUUGACAUACGUUCGCUCGUCAAAAGGAGAGACAGACGUGCCGGAAGGAGCUGCAGAAUUUAUUUCUCAGCGUCGAAGAUGGCUGAACGGCUCUUUCGCUGCUGGUAUCUACUCGCUCAUGCACUUUGGUCGCAUGUACUCCAGCUCGCACAGCAUCAUUCGCAUGUUCUUUUUCCAUGUCCAAUUAAUCUAUAACAUUUUUUCGACCUUCAUGAGUUGGUUCUCGAUCGCUUCGUUUUGGCUCACAACAUCUGUUAUCAUGGACCUUGUCGGUGAUCCGACUGACGAGGAUAAGGAAAGGGGGAAACACGCUUGGCCCUUUGGCGAUACUGUUACGCCGGUCUUCAACGACAUGUUGAAGUAUAUUUAUCUUGCUUUCCUGGUUUUGCAAUUUAUCCUUGCUUUGGGCAAUCGCCCGAAGGGAUCCCGUCACAGCUAUCUUUUGUCCUUCUACGUGUUCUCGAUCCUUCAGUUUUAUGUUCUCGUGCUCGCCUUCUACCUUGUCGCCCGUGCCUUUACGAACCAGGAUUCCUGGUCGGAUUUGAAGGCGGAUUCGGUAGGGGAGUUUAUCAAGCAGUUCUUUACUUCGAAUACCGGUCUUAUUAUUCUGGCCCUGGUCUCAACUUAUGGUAUUUACAUUGUCGCUUCGGUAAUGUAUCUCGAUCCCUGGCACAUGUUACACAGUUUCUGGCAGUACAUAGUGAUGGCCUCGUCGUACACCAAUAUUCUCAACGUUUAUGCCUUCUGUAAUUGGCAUGACGUUUCUUGGGGUACCAAGGGAUCCGACAAAGCUGAGGCACUGCCCUCAGCGAAGACCAAGGUUGAGGGUAAAUCGAAGGUAAUAGAUGAGCCGGAGAAACCGCAGGCGGAUAUCGAUCUAGCUUUCGAGGAAACUGUAAAACGUGCACUAGCACCCUUCACCGCCGAGGAGGAAGUUGAGAAAAAGAGCCUCGAUGAUUCAUACAAGAGCUUCAGAACCCGAUUGAUCACCUUUUGGAUUUUUAGUAAUUGCACGGUAGUCAUUCUGUUUACUUCAGAGAACUUUGACUGGUUCGGUGUUGAUUCUACCAAGCGAACAGCAUGGUUCUUCCAGUUUGUCCUCCUCGCCACCGCCGCCUUGUCCCUCUUUAGGUUCGUUGGCUGUGUCUGGUUCCUGGGUCGUGCUUCCAUCCUUUGCUGUUUCGCUAGGCGUUGAUCAUUCACGCAUUCCUUCUCUUCGUCACAUCUCAUUAGUGCUCGGGUUCGGGGUUUUUUCUUGUUAUUCUUUCUUUUUUCUUCCUCUGGCACGGUAGUAAUGGGGGGCUGUCUGCGGGAAACGGGAUUCCUUUUUCUUCCUCUUUUUUAGCGCUUUUUCUUUUGUUUCUGAAAGGCCACUGGUGAGUGUGGCUAAUGAAGGGGAUAAAUUUGGCGAUAGGCUGUAUAUACCAUUGCAUAUCAAAUGUGAUUUUUUUUUUUACA
Messenger RNA from Tuber melanosporum (Perigord truffle), 3155 nucleotides. RefSeq lists its product as uncharacterized. Gene Ontology annotation, cellular component: cell periphery; cell septum. The record is from RefSeq and is a predicted model, not a curated record. The coding region runs from base 217 to 2892 and encodes 891 amino acids. Gene Ontology annotation, molecular function: chitin synthase activity. The transcript is spliced from 4 exons. NCBI's taxonomy places the organism in Eukaryota, Fungi, Ascomycota, Pezizomycetes, Pezizales, Tuberaceae.